This is a messenger RNA of Rhagoletis pomonella (apple maggot), 1434 nucleotides long. Its product is annotated as putative nuclease HARBI1. The coding region runs from base 1 to 1434 and encodes 477 amino acids. The record is from RefSeq and is a predicted model, not a curated record. The transcript is spliced from 5 exons. NCBI's taxonomy places the organism in Eukaryota, Metazoa, Arthropoda, Insecta, Diptera, Tephritidae.
AUGUCCCUCAAAAUUCACUUCUUGCAUCACCAUCUCGAAUACUUCAGCAAGCAGCUAGCCUCAGAGUCGGAUGAACAUGGCGAGCGCUUCCAUCAAGUGGCAAUGCCAAUGGAAACGCGAUAUAAAGGCAAAAGGCUCGAUUCGCUGGUGGCUGAAAUUUGUUGGUGGUCGCAAAAGACGUACGAUCCUGACAAUGAAGAUGAAGAAAAAGAAUAUACAAUGGGAGUUUCCUCCGAGGAUGAAGACAGAUCCUCAUCCGAUACAGACUCUGAACAAGUGGGCGAACCACCACGCAUGAAAGGUUCAUCCGUAUCUUGCGGACAGAAGGGUAGGUUUUCGAAAGAUUUCCAAGAUUUAAGAGCUUCACCACAACGAUUUGCUGAAAAUUUUCGUAUGCAACCGGAGAUCUUUGACGAACUUUUCGAUAUACUAGAGCCGCAUUUGCAUAGGAAAAGAAAUACGAGGCCACGAGACUCCAUCCCCGAAAAAGCCAAACUUGGUAUUGUUCUCGAGUACCUGGCUUCUGGUGAUGUGCAGCGGCAUAUAGCAUCUUGCUAUCGAAUAAGCCAGCAGGAUUUUGGGAAAAUCAUAACGAAAGUGUGUUCCGCAAUCGUAGAAGCUUUCAAGACUGAAAUACCAGAGUGGUCAGAAGACAAUCUAAAGAAAUUCCCAGAUGGGUUUAGCGAUGUGUGGAACUUCCCAAAUUGUGUGGCUGCUAUAGACGGCAAACAUGUUGGUAUAAAAGCGCCACGAAAAAGUGGAAGUGUUUUCUUUAAUUACAAAGGAUUCUAUUCAGUGGUUCUUCUGGCAACUUGCGACGCUGUUUAUAAAUUUACCUAUGUUGAUGUAGGAGCUUACGGUAGCGAAGGCGAUUCCAACAUUUUCAACAAUUCAAAAUUUGGCGAGAGAAUAUUAAGCGAUAGAUGUCCAUUCCCAUCAGAUACUACGAUCAUGGGUAAAAGAGUUCCAUUUUUCAUGGUUGGAGAUGACGCAUUCCCAUUAUGUAAACGAAUCAUGAAGCCAUACAGUGCAAAACCAUUGUCGCCGGAUGAGCUGAGUAGGGCACGACGCUGCAUAGAAAAUGCAUUCGGUAUAUUAAGUGCAAGAUGGCUUUGCUUACGGAAGGUGCUUUUUUGUAGUCCAGAUCGUGCUCAAAUUAUCAUUAUAGCCUGCUGUUUAUUACAUAAUUUUUUGUUAAGAAAAUCACAAUCUUAUUGUGAUAAUAAUUUCUCUGGCUUUGAGGAUACAAACCGAAUCUGGGUACACGGUGAAUGGGAGCCAUUAAUUUUAGGUGACUCCUUUAUUCAGAGUAAUUUGCCUGCGUUCCGAGGAAGAGCUACGGAUUAUGGAAAGUUUAUAAGAAAUAUUUUAAAGGAAUACGUUAACUCGGAGUCCGGAUCUGUUCCAUGGCAGAACAGCGCUGCAUUUGUAUAA